GCUUCGGAAGCUGAACCUCGCGAAAAGACGGGAGCACAUCAGAACAAGCCUCCACCACGUUGAGCAAUGGCCACUUCGUCUAUGCAAUCUCUCGUGUAGCGGGAAACUUCAGGGACCGUCCCGUCAUCAUUUCUCUGUACACACUCCACAAAACAUCCACACACUCUCAUGCCGUCUCCACCACGAGGUUAUACAACGUUCCCGAGUGACGAAGAUCUCUUCUAUUUCUGCACGACAUCAUCAACAUCCGCAGAAGAUCUCGGCAUCAGCUACGCACCUCCUUCACAAUCCUCGUUGCGAGUCGGAGUCAUCAUCCUUGGCCAAGACCAGAUCCAACUCUCAGAUCUUGCCGCUGUCGACCUUCUAUCAACAUUGGGCAGGAAUCGGAUCAGCAGGUUGCAGACACCAGCGAGUACGCUCGAUGAAGCUGUCGAUGAAGUGGACAUUCGAUAUGUCAGUGUGACCGGAGAAGGGUCGUUUCCAGUCACCUCUGGCGCUCGAAUGCCAGUGACGAACUCAUUUGCAAACGCACCGCAGUUCGAUGUGCUCAUCUUGCCCGGAUCGUUCUCCACACGGGAGCUAUCGGAUGCAGCAACAUCCUUCCUCGCUUUACAGUGCUCAAGCCCCGAUCUCCAUGCCAUCUUCAGCGUUUCAUCUGGUAUCUUGCACCUGGCUCAAACUGGUUUACUGUGGGAGCGACGAGCAUCUGCACCACGCUGUUUGAUCCCCGCUCUGCAGCAGCGCUAUCCAGACACGUUAUGGCAAACCAAGGCCUGGAACCGACAUGAGAAGAUCUGGACUAGCUCGAAUGCGGUCUCCGCCCUCGAUAUGAUCGCCGCUUGGAUGCGCGAGUUCUUCUGGGACCGCCACGAGGCGGUCGAGUGUGCUUUAGCCGCCGCUGGAAUUGGAUCGCUGGACAAUUUCGAUUAUUGACGACUUUUUGAUUUCGCAUUUCUGGCGUUAUGGACUUUCCCAACUCUUGCAGGCUCUUCCACCCCUCUCUAGUGCAGAAGAAGGGCACAUACAGAGGUUUUUAUUAUUGUAUUAUAUGGCUGUAAUAUUGUGUUGUACGAGUUUCGAGGGCGAAGUGCUCAGAUCGACAGA
Messenger RNA from Boeremia exigua, 1104 nucleotides. RefSeq names its product class I glutamine amidotransferase-like protein. The record is from RefSeq and is a predicted model, not a curated record. The transcript is spliced from 3 exons. The coding region runs from base 169 to 933 and encodes 254 amino acids. Lineage: Eukaryota; Fungi; Ascomycota; Dothideomycetes; Pleosporales; Didymellaceae.